This is a messenger RNA of Gigantopelta aegis, 4003 nucleotides long. RefSeq lists its product as uncharacterized. The record is from RefSeq and is a predicted model, not a curated record. The coding region runs from base 2580 to 3299 and encodes 239 amino acids. Lineage: Eukaryota; Metazoa; Mollusca; Gastropoda; Neomphalida; Peltospiridae. The transcript is spliced from 4 exons.
UUUUAAUUAGGGCCUAGUAAUGUUUGUCUUCAUUGAGGCGAGAUUAUAGCUUCAACGUUAUUAUGCCUCAAUGCUUCCAGAUUUGAUGAAAGGUGACGUGACGCAAACUGAAGAUUGUGGCCAAUCAGAUGCUCAGGAAAAGCCAGCACGUGGAACUACUUCCGCCUAUCGUUUCCUGCACCCGUCAGACGACGAUCACAACUUUACGUAUAUCCCAGGAUCCUUUGCUGUCCCACCUGGAUUCAAGAGAGAAAGACGUCCCACCCCUAUCUGGAUUCCGUUGGGCAUGAAAAACUCAAAACGUAAUUAUAUAGAAAAUACGAUACGAGUGACCGUUACAUAUAAUUUACCUUAUAUCGAACAAACGAAACCUAUCUAACAAACAAAAGCGAAAUGGAUACGUUUGAUUUUCAAUCUAAGUUUAAAAAACAGAGAAGGAUAUCUAACGGAAACGAUUGUAGUAUUCUGUUUCUUAUAUUUACACACAAACCACCUUUAAAUAAAAUUUAAAGUCUUUUCCUGCUAAAUUUCGGGAUUUAAUUUUUUUUUUAAAUUAUAUAUUUCUGUGUUUUUAUAGCGCUUACACAAUUAAGUUAAAUGUCAAAAGUAGGAUAGGAAUCGGUUUUGGUAGUGUUAAUUUCAUUGGACGAAUGGCUUUGAUAUUGAGAGUCAUCCCCAAUGAAAUAGCCAAAAGGACGUAUUCAGGAUACGCAGGAUAUCCCUGUUAUGUAUGGUACCCGAAAUCUUGGUUUUCACAAAUUCAUAACCAAUUUACAAAUAGCCAUUCAUGAAUUAUCUGCAAUCUCUGCAAAGACAAUAAAAGGAUUCUUUUUUUUUUUUCCUUCUUCUUCUUUUUUUUUUAUUUUUUAUUUUAUAUAAUAUCACAUGAACUAUCUGCAAUACAUAUAUAUGCAAAGACAAUAAAAGGAAAAUUAGUUUUACAUAAUAUUAUGUCAUGAACUAUCUGCAAUAUCUGAAAAGACAAUAAAAUUAAAAAACAUUUCACAUAAUAUUAAAUCAUGAACUAUCCACAGAAAGCUUAACAGGAGAACAAAUGCUUACAUAACCUUAUACGAACUAUCUGCAAAUAUCUUCAAAGACAAGAGGAUAAAUAAAUAUUUACAUAAUAUCAUAUCAUGACCUAUCUGCAAAGACAAUAAAACGGAAACAGUGUUUACAUAAUAUAAUAUCAUGAAGUAUCUGCAAACCAAUAAAAAACAAACAUUGUUUAUAUAAUAUCAUGUCAUGAACUAUCUGCACUAUCUGCAAAGACAAUAAAAGGGGGACAACAUUUACAUAAUAUUAUAUCCUGAAAGUGCAAUAUAUCUGAAAAGUCAAUAAAAGACAUUAUUUACAUAAUAUUAUAUCAUGAAAUAUCGUCUAUAUUUGCAAAGACAAUAAGAUAUGGGUUUUUUUACAUAAUAUAUCAUGAACUCUCUGCAAUAUAUGCAAAGACAAUAAAAGGGAAAAACGUUUACAAAAUAUUAUAAUAUUUAUAUCAUGAACUAUCUGCAAUAUCUAAAAAAAUAAUAAAAGGAAGACAUUGUUGAUAUAAUAUCAUAUCAUGAAGUAUCUGCAAAAUUUGCAAAGACAAUGAAAAGAAGACAUUGUUUACAUAAUUUAAUAUCAUGAACCAUCUGCAAUAUCUGCAAAGACAGUAAAAGGAAGACAUUGUUUAGAUAAUAUUACAUCAUGAAUUAUCUGCAAAGACAGUAAAAGGAAGACAUUGUUUAGAUAAUAUUACAUCAUGAAUUAUCUGCAAAGACAAUAAAAGGAAGACAUUGUUUACAUAAUAUUAUAUCAUGAAGUAUCUGCAAAAUUUGCAAAGACAAUGAAAAGAAGACAUUGUUUACAUAAUUUAAUAUCAUGAACCAUCUGCAAUAUUUGCAAAAACAAUGAAAAGAAGACACUGUUUAAAUAUUACAUCAUGAAUUAUCUGCAAAGACAGUAAAAGCAAGACAUUGUUUACAUAAUAUUAUAUCAUGAAGUAUCUGCAAUAUUUGCAAAGACAAUAAAAAGAAGACAUUGUUUACAUAAUAUAAUAUGAACCAUCUGCAAUAUUUGCAAAGACAAUGAAAAGAAGACAUUGUUUACAUAAUAUUAUAUCAUGAAGUAUCUGCAAAGACAAUACAAGAAAAACAUUGUUUAUAUAAUAUCAUAUCAUGAACCAUCUGCUAAGACAAUAAAUGGAAGAUAUUGUUUACAUAAUAUUAUAUCAUAAACUACAUGUAUUUGCAAUACAUGUAUCUACAAAGACAAUAAAAUGAAAACAAAUGUUUACAUAAUGUUAUACCAUAAACUAUCUACAAGGACAAUAUAAGAGAAAAUAAAUGUUUACAUACUAUUAUAACAUGAUCUGUUAUAUCUGCAAAGACAAAAAGAAAAAGAAAAAAAAAAGAAAAAAAAAAGGAAAAAUUGUUUACAUAUUAUAUCAUGAACUAUAAAUCUGCAAAGACAAAAAAAGAGAGAAUACAUUGUUUACAUAAUAUUACAUUUCCUUUCUACCAGGUCGUCCAUCGUACAAAGACGUCAUUGACGAAGAAAGUGUUACGUCACAAAAGACCGGAAGUGACGUGGGGAUGAAGCGAAAGCGCCGCAUGUCGCACUAUGGGGAUUCGAUCGUUCUCCGCUGUCUCACCGAGUCCGACAUCGCGCGACUUUCGUCCAGCGUCAUGCACAACGACAACAUAGAAGACGAUAGAUCGCGCACUAUUCCGGUUACCACUGGAAACUUGACGUCAGAGGAUGACGUCAACCACUCGUGCAGUGUCGCCUCGUUUAAAUUGGCGCCGCCUAAUUUAAACAGCAUGUCCACAAAGGGGCAAGACCUUGAUAACGAUACUGAGACGGAAACAGAAACGUACCUGAGUGACAACACCGGGAUAUCGCUGUUCGUGAAGCGCCGCCUGUCCCGGAUCCGGCGCAGUAUGUCAAUGCGCAGGUUUACCCAGGAGGAACUCGCCAAGCUUGCCGCCAUUGAUCGCAGCGAAUCAGACAACUGCUCGGAGACCGCCGCCGCCGACGCGGUCAAGGUCAGCCCUCCCGACACCCCUUUCGUUGUGGAAUCGAGUCUUAACCAACCCGCGGCUAAGGAUGCACCGUCGGCGUAUGACUUUACAGACUUGAAAGAAAGUGAUGAGACCAAGCAUACAGAAACAAAAGAUCAGAAAAAAUCAUCUUCGUCCCAGAAGUGUGAAUCUUCAGAGUGUAAGAACGACAAUCAUGCGAUAGCGGGUUCUGACAAGACGGAUUCUUCGAAAUGUCAUAAAUCAGAAGAAAGUAUUUCAGUCAAGGACUAACAGCAGUCUACAGUAACCUUCGACCCACAAGGUCACAGCGGAUCACCUAAAAUGCGAAUGACAAAAUGCUAGCUUUUGCUUAUUUACGAUCCAACUAGCGGAAAAUAAGCUUUAAAAAGUACACUUUUUGUUUAGAAGUAUUCUUUUUGUCUGGGUAUUCCGAAAUUUCCAACACUAAACUAGUGAGCUGACACUAUGCUAGAUCAGGUGUGUGUGUGUGUGCAACAUUUAAAAGACGGCACUGAAAGUUGGACCAUUCGCGAUGACGUAUAGGUUGUGGGAUACUUGUUCGCUACUGAAAAGAAAAUAUGAUUUUGCAUUGUAAAUAGCAUACGUUUUUAUGUUUUUGGAAUGAAAAAAGUAAUUAUUGCUCUGUACAUAAUUGGUUUUCAGUUGUACAUAACUGGUUUUCAAUUUUAUUCUUGUUAAAAUCAUGUUGACAAUACACUUAGGAAAUGUUGGAUGACUGGUGGUUUGGUUGAUUGUUGUUGUUGUUGUUUUUUUUCUUUUUUUUCUGUGUUUGUUUUGAAAAUUAUAACACUAAAUGAGACACUGUUGGAAUUUGUAUCCUCAAUCAUCGGUUUACAUCAGUCUGUCAACGUUUAAUUACAUGAUCACUUAGAAUAUACUUAUAUAUUAUAUAAACUUAAAGGGACAUGCCCUAGUUUUAAACACUAAGGCAUAUUUUUGACUAUUGUAGCUGU